AUGCUUGUUACCAGGCAGUUUGACACCACCGAGCAGAGCCACUGGUCCUACAGCAAAUUUGAGACUCCCCUCCACAAGGCCCCUACCACUCCUCCACGCAUGUCGAACCAGUUCGAAGCUCCGUUGCCCACGCCUCCCGAGUGGCAAGGGCAACAGUACUCUUACCUCCCAGGGCCGGAAAACAACGUCUUCUCCCAGGCGUACGGAGCUGGCAAUGAGACUUCGGAUGCGUCGCAACCUCGCACUGCAACCGGCGCCCCUGCACAAGUAGAGAUCCAGACGAAGCAAGAACCCGGUCUGGAAAACCGUGGUACAGCAGACCCUCUUGGACUUCGUCAAGUGAAGCAGCCCACUCCGGAAGACGAGCCCGAGGACAGACAGCAACAGCAGGAACAGCGACAGGCAUCGCAGUCCUUGGAGAAGACCGCAGAGCCGGUGUCCCAGGAACCAACGGCAUCAACAGAUAUGCAGGGCCAGACAAUGAUCUCAAACCCGGCUUCAUCAGCAGAGCUCGGUGCCGAUGCGCCUUCAUCCCAGAUGGACCAUGACGAGGGUAGCUUGAGCAAGGACGAGGACGACGAUGUGCUUGACGAUGAUGAUAUGCUCGACGACGGCGAUGGAACCCCACAGACGGCCGCAGAGCGAACAGCAGCCCGGAGGAAGAUGAAGCGUUUCCGUCUCACACACCAACAGACGAGAUUCCUGAUGAGUGAAUUCGCCAAGCAGCCUCACCCUGAUGCCGCCCACAGAGAACGCCUCUCAAGGGAGAUCCCCGGCCUGAGCCCUCGCCAAGUACAAGUCUGGUUCCAGAACCGGUGA
Molecule: messenger RNA, 819 nt
Organism: Colletotrichum scovillei
Lineage: Eukaryota; Fungi; Ascomycota; Sordariomycetes; Glomerellales; Glomerellaceae
Product: homeobox domain-containing protein
Exons: 2
Coding region: 1-819 (272 amino acids)
Biological process (GO): regulation of transcription by RNA polymerase II; cell differentiation
Molecular function (GO): RNA polymerase II cis-regulatory region sequence-specific DNA binding
Source: RefSeq, a predicted model, not a curated record